This is a messenger RNA of Porites evermanni, 2988 nucleotides long. NCBI's taxonomy places the organism in Eukaryota, Metazoa, Cnidaria, Anthozoa, Scleractinia, Poritidae. The record is from the annotation of a GenBank genome assembly.
AUGGAGGGGAGAUUUGGUCUGAUAAGAUACCCAACGCUUCCCUUAUCCUAGUAAACUUCUCCUUAAAUGAUCAAGACAAGCUGAGACCAAAAACUGUGGCCUUUCUUAAACGGAAAUAUUCAGAACUUUGGUCCUAAUGUCCUAGAUUUUUCUGUCUGCUGCCACAUCAAGCAAUACAAGGUGACUACAAGGACAAUGGCGCAUGGAUAUUUUUCAAAACAGAAACUUGCUGUUUCAAUACAGGUCUUUUCCUAACAAACUCGAGCAGUGAAAUUGCAAAAAUUAUUCCAAAAAAAAAGUAUAGUUUGGGUGUGAACAGGAAAAACAUUUUGGGCAAAUAUUCUUCAUUCUUUAAGGCAAUUACGUAGAACUUUUUACACCUCGAUUAAAUAAAAGUGUAAACAAAGAGUAUAAUCCAAAGUUAUGCGCACAUUUUCGUCCGUGGAGACUUGUAGAUGUCACUAAUUCAUCUGUAAUCCACUCUCCUUUUCAUCCUUGCCUAUUAAAGGUAUGUGGAAGUUUGAAACAAUAUUAGUCCUUUGUUAAUUUACUUUUUGUGCUUGUCCAUUUUUUGUUUUAGCAUUCUGUGAGUUGUUUGUUGACAGUGAUUAAUUUCAGGAACGAUCACAACUUCUUACUGAGAUCAAUAAUCACGUUUGUUCAUCUCCCCUAAAAUUCGUCUGGUCCGUGAUGCAUGAUCACGGCAUUCUUUUUUGCUAGGGUUGAUACUGUAGUUUGUUAUUUUGUACAAAAACAGUGAUCAACUGGCUUUUCCCCAUUCUUGUUUGUCUGAUAGAUUACUACUUGUUGGCUUGUAAAUGUUAUGGAGAGAUAAAGUAGUUCUCUAAUUUUUGAUUGGUAAGAAUUUCUCCGUAUACUUCUGCUUUUCUUUGAAGGAAACGCCAACAGAUUCUAAUCCAAAAGAUCCCUACCUAUACUACAUCCUGAGAAAGAUAAAGGUAAAGCCUUUUCAAUGAUGAUUGGUGGCCAUGCUUAUUGUAGCAUAGGACGAGGGAAUCAAGACAUCAUUGGGCAUGCUAUAAUACAAGUAUUAGCAGUGUAAUAGGUUUUUCCCCUACAAUAACCUCAAUCAUCGCAGAACAUUUAUCUAUUCCUGCAGCAGUUUGAGCUAGGUGGUCACGAUCUGGGCUCCUCAGUCAGAGUAGUUAACAGCUAACAUGAAGGCACCCAACCCUAUUGAUGAGUUUUUCUUUUCUUUAGGAAACCUUAACACAUGAUCAACAGCUAUUUUGCUGGAGCGAUAUUGCACUUAGCGUUUCUGACAGGACAUUGCGGCGAAGGCAGCAUGAAUUUGGAAUGAGAGUCAAAGGAAAAAAAUUUUCUUCUCCAUUAGCUGCUGAUCUGGACGCCAUUAUAACAAACAUCUGUGCUGUUAUGCCAAGACAACAAGGAUUGGUGGUUCAAAGAGUUAAUGUUCUGCACUCCCUGCGCAGAGUGGACCCUGUGAUGUCUGCAUUAAGAAAUGCACUCUCCAAAUUCACUGUGGUAGGCGAAUAGUGCAAUAGCUUAUUGAUAUCGGGCAGGUUGUAUCACCAGGGCCUCAAAACUCUGACUUAUUUCUUGAUCAAAACCCAAUGAUAUCUGGUACCCCAAGGCCAAUGAAUUUUAUUUCGUGUUUUUCAGCAGCCACUUUCAAAGAACUGGCACAGGAAAGUAUUUAUUAGUUUCUUUGAGCUCUUAGGGACAGUUAAAAGAAUCUACUGUAAAGGUUGAUGUUGGACUUACUUGGUAAAAGUAUCAUACUCUGUAAAAAGAUUGAUAAAAUAAACAGUUAAUGGCUCUUUAUAAUAACUCUAGGUUGGGGUAACAUGCAUUUCUUGGGAGAAAAAAAAGGUGGUAUUUGAAAGUAACAAUAAUAUUAAUAUCAAUUGACACUUAUGGCGCAAUUUCCGUAAAAAAAUUCUCAGUAGUUCAUGGAAGUACUAAAUAAAAACAACUGAAAUAAGUCAAAAAAUGCAUAAAUAUAUACAAUUAACAUCUAAAAACGUAGUAUGGAUUGGACUUUAUGGAAGUGUUGAUAUUGUGAGUAAGAAAUGAACUCUGUCAACUCCACAAUUGUCAGUUAACUUUACAUCUUCUAAGAUCAUGGUUGUAUUGUACAGUGAAUAAUGAUAUUUUUUCUUUGUUACAGAUAAUAAGGCCUGUUUCAUCACGCAAGCUCUGCCAUCUGCAUGGGAUUUAAAGGAUAGCUUCUUGGAAAAUCAUUAGGCAAAUACAUGUAACACGUUAUUAGUAUUAUUUUUUGUAAUUACUGAGCAGUUGAUUUUGCAUUGCAAGUAAAACAUUAUCUUAGUCAUAUAACCACAUCCUAUGAUAAAUGGAAUUGACGCAGUUUGUUUUUAUCAGUCUUAGUGGUUUUGAUUGUAAUCGGUUUAUGCGCAGUAAAUAAUAAUAGGGUAGAUAAUCAGGGAUACGUUAAGGAAAUAGGUGUCAUACUCAGGCGUUAGACACGAGAAGUAACAGUGAGCCUUUGACAAGUUCGGUUUGCUUGCGGACAUACACAGCCAAGGCGUGUACUUGUGGCAGCAAUAAAACUAGCGAGCAUUGUAAUUUUGGGUAGAAUGUUUAGAAUGAUUAUGAUGUACAAAUGAACAAACUCAAUAAGGCAAAGAAAGUGAAAGAUACAGUCCUGAUUGUUUAUUGAACCAGCAAAUUGUUAGACUACACGCCUAAAUCAACCACAAAUUACUCCAAACUUCUAACUCUUUUAAUACGUGUCGGUGGCGUUUUCCGCCAUCUUGCGAUUACAUCAUCUUGGCUAGAGCCAGUCCUUUUCGAUAUUAUUCUAACUAGUUCCAGUUCUCUACAAAAUGUGGAGAUAUUCCAAACACAGUGGAAGAUUCCACAACAACUGGUUCUUCGAGCUGCAAUAGAGAACGUCUAAAAAAAAAAGUAAGAGCAGGCCAUCAUGGAUUCCUCACGAAAAUCAUGGAAGAGGCUGACGAGUGUUCACAUGAAAAAUAUUGA